AAAGAGCCGGCGCCGGCGGGGGGCGAAGCGGCCCCUGCCCUUCCCUUCAGAGCCGGGGGCAGCAAGGGCUCCAUGAUUAUCCAGAAUCUGAACUGGAGCAAUCUGGCAUACCACCAUCUGCUGAACCACCUGAAGACCACACACACACCUACAGCUGAAUCUGUACCAUCCCUGGAUGACUUACCUGGCGUGGAAACACCAACAUCUGCAGCCCAGCCAUCUGUAGUGGAGCUACCAGUGUCUGCAGACCAGCUGGCUGUCAAGAAACCACCACGUUCUGAGGACCAGUUCCUGCUCUUUGUAUAAUCUGCAUGCAGGGAAAGCUCACCUGAGAUCAGAUCACCWGUGGAUGAACUUGCAGGUUUCCAAGUCAAGAUGUAUGCCUCUGACUCCACACAGGAUAGCAGUAACACAGUUGAGACUCUGUUGACAGCAGCAGAGCUUAAUUUUCAAUCAGUGGAAAAUCCAGAGGCAUUUGGAGACCCCUAUCAACUCGCCAUYAAUUAUGUGGAGGAACAUAAAAUUCUGGAGAUAUUUCAGGACAUCACAGAAAAACUGGUGUUCCAUCAGCCUGAUGACCCCUUGCAGUUUAUAUUGCAGCAGGUGCAGUCUCUGAUAGAUGCCAGGCAAGCAGAACCAGCUGCACAGAUAACACCAGAGAACACAGAUGCAUAGGUGUCUCCAGAAGAGGGCCAGUACACUCCUUUUGGCCCCUGCUGACUGUGCUCUUAUGGUAUUGCCACACUAUGCCUUCACAGCCCCAAACAGUCAUUGGCAAUAACUUGGAAAACUCUGCUUGUCUGUCUCUUGCCUGGUUUCUCUGUUUUGUGUGCUUGUGCUUCCCCUUGGGUUUAAAUCCAACAACAAGGUAUUGGUUUGGAAUCACAGACUGAGAUCUAAGUGUUCAUGGACCUGCAUGCAUAUAUUGCACAUUUGAAGGGGCAGGUCUGCUGAGCUCCUAUGUAUAUAAAUGCUUAAAUCCCAUAUUUAGGCCACCCCAGACUGCCUUUCUGU
This is a messenger RNA of Malurus melanocephalus (red-backed fairy wren), 1014 nucleotides long. RefSeq names its product testis expressed 55 (gene TEX55). The coding region runs from base 376 to 675 and encodes 99 amino acids. The transcript is spliced from 4 exons. The record is from RefSeq and is a predicted model, not a curated record. NCBI's taxonomy places the organism in Eukaryota, Metazoa, Chordata, Aves, Passeriformes, Maluridae.